AUGGGCAGAGAAAUGGAGAGGCAGAGACCAAAGAACUGCUCAGGUGAUGGAGUGACUGUGAGAUGUGCUGCUGCUGUUGUGAGUCUUGCAUCCACAAAUGCUUCUGAGAAAGUGAAAAUGCAGUGCAUAUAUCCAAAAAAAGCCGUGAUAAUCCAGACAUCCCGGAUGAAACUUAAUGUAACUCUUAGGGAAAACACAGCUGUCUUGAAUCCAAUCUAUGGCAUACAUACCAAAGACAAAUACAAUAGAAGAAUUUAUUUUGAAAAUAAUGCCUUCAUCGAGAGCACUUUGGAAGAUCAUGGUCUUUACAUAACCAACAUUUUCUCCAUUGUAACUAAUCCAGAAGAAAUUUUGAAAAAGGUAAUAGAAAUAACUCAUUCAACAGAUGCUUUUGAAGUGUCUGAGAAACAAAAUAAUCCCAUGUUUACCAAGCCAGGAGGAAAUGUUGCUUUUAUCCCUGAUAAAAUUGGAGAUUCAGUGCAGCAAGCGAUGUGGGAAAGGAUUAAAGCAGAUUGGGUAGAUAUUGUCAUUCUGUGCAACUCAUCAGGAAAGCAAAGCUUUGGUUUGGGUUUCAAAGAAUGUACACCAGUGGAUUGCUCUGAUCAGGAAAUCUCUGGAACUGUCUUUCAAAAUGUUACAGCCUCUGACUUUGUGAUGUACUUCUGUGUAUCUGCUGGGAGAAACAAAAACUAUAUGAUGAAUUUUACUGUUUUAGCAACUUGGGAUCACAAAUGGUUUAUUACCUACCUAGCUGAAAGGAUUUCUGCUGCUGUUUCAAUGUUAGAUUUCCUGCUGAUCUUCAUCACUACUGCUUGUCACAAAAAGAGAAAGAAGAGGAGGGUCACAGAGGCUUUAUCAAAAGCUUUGUACUCUACUCAGAUCUGGCCUCCUUCUAACAGUUAUGGAAGAUCCAAUUUUCAUGGCAUACACAGCAGAGAAAGAAGAGGAGAAUAAUCAUCACUCAGGCAGACAGAGGAGAUUUAUGUCAACUGCAAAAAUGUCUCACAAAAACAUUAG
Onychostruthus taczanowskii (white-rumped snowfinch) is the source of this 1017-nucleotide messenger RNA. It is a transcript of the gene CD226, whose product is annotated as CD226 molecule. Lineage: Eukaryota; Metazoa; Chordata; Aves; Passeriformes; Passeridae. Gene Ontology annotation, cellular component: external side of plasma membrane. Gene Ontology annotation, biological process: positive regulation of T cell receptor signaling pathway; positive regulation of type II interferon production; positive regulation of natural killer cell cytokine production. The record is from RefSeq and is a predicted model, not a curated record.